GUGGCCCGCGGCCUCCGUGGACCUCGGGCGGCGGCCGGGCCUGGCUUUGUUCGCCGCCCUGAGCGCGGCCGAAGCCGCCGAGACCCUCCCAGGUGCCCAGGGCGCUUCCGUGGCGGCGCGGGACGGAGGGAACACCGCGGUUACCGCACGCCGCCGCCGCCACGGCCCGGAGGCGGGACUUCCUGUGUUGGCGCCGAGAAUUUCCGGGGGAACCGGAAGUUCCCGGGGAGCAGGCCCGGGAGGCCGCGCGUACCCAGUGCGCACCAUGGGCAAGCGGGACCGGGCGGAGCGCGACAGGAAGAAGGCCAAAAGGAAGCACUACGAGGACGAGGAGGAAGAUGAAGACGACGCCCCUGGAAACGACCCUCAGGAGGCGGUGCCCUCUGCCGCGGGGAAGCAGGUGGAGGAGUCCAGCACGAAGGUGGACGAGUAUGGAGCCAAGGACUACCGGCCGCAGAUGCCGCUGAAGGACGACCACCCCUCCCGGCCCCUCUGGGUGGCUCCUGAUGGCCACAUUUUCUUAGAAGCCUUCUCUCCAGUUUACAAAUAUGCCCAAGACUUCCUGGUGGCUAUUGCAGAGCCAGUGUGCCGGCCAGCCCACGUGCAUGAGUACAAACUGACCGCCUACUCCUUGUAUGCAGCCGUCAGCGUGGGGCUGCAGACCAGUGACAUCACUGAGUACCUCAGGAAGCUCAGCAAGACGGGAGUCCCUGAUGGAAUUGUUCAGUUUAUUAAGUUGUGUACUGUCAGUUAUGGAAAAGUCAAGUUGGUCCUGAAGCACAACAGGUACUUUGUGGAAAGCUCCCACCCCGAUGUCAUCCAGCAUCUUCUUCAGGACCCAGUGAUCCGGGAGUGCCGCCUGCGGAGCUCCGAGGGGGAGGCCACCGAGCUCAUCACAGAAACGUUCACCAGCAGAUCUGCUAUUGCAAAGACUGCUGAAGGCAGUGGUGGGCCCUCCACUUCCCGGGAGACAGAUCCACAGGGUAAAUCUGACAUCCCUACGGACCUGUUUGACUUUUAUGAGCAAAUGGACAAGGAUGAGGAAGAAGAAGAAGAGACACAGACAGUAUCUUUUGAAGUCAAGCAGGAGAUGAUUGAGGAACUUCAGAAACGCUGCAUCCACCUCGAGUACCCUCUGUUGGCAGAAUAUGACUUUCGGAACGAUUCUGUUAACCCUGAUAUCAACAUUGACCUGAAACCCACCGCUGUCCUCAGGCCUUACCAGGAGAAGAGCUUGCGGAAGAUGUUUGGGAAUGGGCGUGCGCGGUCAGGGGUCAUUGUGCUUCCUUGUGGUGCUGGGAAGUCCCUGGUUGGCGUGACAGCUGCCUGCACUGUCAGAAAACGCUGUCUGGUGCUGGGCAACUCCGCUGUGUCUGUGGAGCAGUGGAAAGCCCAGUUCAAGAUGUGGUCCACCAUCGACGACAGCCAGAUCUGCCGCUUCACCUCCGAUGCCAAGGACAAGCCCAUCGGCUGCUCCGUUGCCAUCAGCACCUACUCCAUGCUGGGCCAUACCACCAAGAGGUCCUGGGAGGCUGAGCGCGUCAUGGAGUGGCUCAGAACUCAGGAGUGGGGCCUCAUGAUCCUGGACGAGGUCCACACCAUACCCGCCAAGAUGUUCCGACGGGUGCUCACCAUUGUGCAGGCCCACUGCAAGCUGGGUUUGACCGCAACCCUGGUCCGGGAAGAUGACAAAAUUGUUGACUUAAAUUUUCUGAUCGGACCCAAGCUCUAUGAAGCCAACUGGAUGGAGCUGCAGAACAACGGCUACAUCGCCAAAGUCCAGUGUGCUGAGGUUUGGUGCCCGAUGUCUCCUGAGUUUUACAGGGAGUAUGUUGCAAUCAAAACCAAGAAACGAAUCUUGCUGUACACCAUGAACCCCAACAAAUUCAGAGCUUGCCAGUUUUUGAUUAAGUUUCAUGAAAGGAGGAAUGACAAAAUUAUUGUCUUUGCUGACAAUGUGUUUGCCCUGAAGGAAUAUGCCGUUCGACUGAACAAUGCUCCAUCUAGAUUCUUCCUGGAGCCUCCUUCUUCAAGGGCCCUGCCCUACACCUGCAUUCAAACACACCUGAGGCUUGUCCUUUGGUUGUCGUCUCCUGAGAGCUGCCCGGUCAGGCACACGCAUUUGCCCGGCACUGUCGAAUCUGUGCCUGUCUGGCACCAUGGCGGGCAGCAGGUCAUGGCUCUCUGAUGGAUACUGGAAAGAUAAUUACAACUUUUACUUCUCUUUCUUGUGUACCUCCUGCCUUUAAGUAUAUGAAGUGCUUUUGCUUGUCUUGUUUUCUUUAAAAUGAUCCUGUGGGUCCUGGGCAUGUGCUUGAUCUGAGGUGGGGUGGGGGUCUCCGAGCUUCUGGCUCAUCCAGCCUUAAUAAGAAAGGCAUAGGCGUCACUCAGGACUUUGCAGGAGAGACUGUGGGUUGUUGGGGAUAUGAGGUGGGAAGGACACCACUUUGGAUUCUGACGGCUGUACCUGACUCCCAGCAGCUCCUCUUAUUAGCUGUGCACCUCGGGGGUGCUGUGUGCCUCUCGGCCUCCUCGCUCUGUCACGUGGGCUUCCUAACCAGCACCGCCUCAGGAUUCUUGUGCCCAGCAUCUACUCGGUGCUCGGCUUAUGUGAGGGGCCCUUCUGCAGGUCGGUUGCCCUUCUGUUUCAUUUCCUGUGUGGGGAGUCUUUAGAAACAGGGCUCACGGUCAUGUGAGUCGUUUCUUAUGAUGGGGGAGGAGAAAAAGAGCCACAUAAAACUUGGGUGUUGAGAAACAGGUGGCUCUGAAGAGGGGGUUUCCUAGCAUGACACGCAGAGGAAAGAACAAGAUUUGUGUGGUGCCCGAACACUAUAUGACAGGCUUGCCGUGUUUGGGGUGACCUGAGGCCAUCAGCCUGGGUGUCCAUCUGUCCCAGGCCCCACCCUGCUUCCCCACGGCAAGGGUUUUGCUCUCUCAGGUACACCCAUUCCUAGUUAGUAGCACAGGGUUGGGAAGCGUGUGGAGGGUCAGAAAUGCUGCCUUCUGAGCCUUCCAUGUAAUGGCCUGAGAGGUGGAGUGUUUACACUUGGGUUCAGCCUCGCCAGUCUCCUGCCCCUUCGUUCCUCGUGUGUAAAUUGGGAACAUGAAACUACCUUUCACAGUCUGAGCACUGUCGGCAGGGAGGGAUGGAUUUUUUUCAGCGUAGCAUCUUGCUUGGUGUUUGGUGUGUGUGGGGCCUGUGUGGCGGUAGUUGUCCUUGGUAUCAUCACCAUCACUGUUGUUACCCCGGGAAAGAAAACCACAGAAACUAGGUCAUUCCGUGAAUGGCAUUGCCAGGUGCCGAGAGGUGACGGAUGACCAGCGAGGCCGCCAGAUAUGGUGGUGCUCUUUGGCCGAGAACUGGGUUUUGAACUUGGUGUUAAAGAAGGUCAGUAGAGAAAAGUCUGGAAGGGGCCUCCUUUCUACUCCUUUCUUGGAGGAGAAUGCCUGUGUCAUUAGGAAAAGAGUUGCUCCAAGCUUUGGUUUACAAAUAGCGUUGUUUCCUUUGCCACCCUCAUUGAGCUUCAUGAAAUCCAGGGGGUUCUCUUUGUAUAGACACCAAGCUUGGAGCUAGAGACCUAGUCCAAAAACAAAGAAAAAGGUAAAAAGGAAUCCCAGGGAGAAUGGUGACCUUGAACCUCAGCUCAGCGGUGAAGGGAUGGCGUGUGUGUGUUUGGAAGGGGGUGGGGAAGGUGCAUUGCCACUCGUGUUUAUGGGUCUCCUGCAGUCAUUCUUGGGUGGCAGGCCUCCUGGGAGAGAGCACUUUGCAGGAGCUCCUUUUCCCUCUCAUGUGUUUUUAGGGUAAUUGAGGAGUGAUUCUAUGGUCUUCCUAA
Molecule: messenger RNA, 3833 nt
Organism: Myotis daubentonii (Daubenton's bat)
Lineage: Eukaryota; Metazoa; Chordata; Mammalia; Chiroptera; Vespertilionidae
Gene: ERCC3
Product: ERCC excision repair 3, TFIIH core complex helicase subunit
Biological process (GO): hair cell differentiation; embryonic organ development; transcription initiation at RNA polymerase II promoter
Cellular component (GO): transcription factor TFIIH holo complex; transcription preinitiation complex; nucleotide-excision repair factor 3 complex
Molecular function (GO): DNA binding; hydrolase activity; ATP binding
Source: RefSeq, a predicted model, not a curated record